Molecule: messenger RNA, 802 nt
Organism: Alnus glutinosa
Lineage: Eukaryota; Viridiplantae; Streptophyta; Magnoliopsida; Fagales; Betulaceae
Product: protein SEED AND ROOT HAIR PROTECTIVE PROTEIN-like
Exons: 2
Coding region: 55-630 (191 amino acids)
Source: RefSeq, a predicted model, not a curated record
UUGGUUCGAUCGAUCGAUCGAUCUCUUUGUGCUUACAUAUCACGCAACAUAGAAAUGGCUUCCACAAGUUUCUUGUUGGUGACCCCUGUGCUUCUCCUGUCACUCAUAGUUAUUGCCUCUGCAAACGACUAUGGAUAUGCCCCGAAGCCAGACUAUGAGGAGAAACCAAAACCCGAAACACCGGAUUUUGAGAAAUCAAACCCAGCAGAAGAGGAUAACUUACUCCCGACAAUCAUUGGUAUUCAAGGGACUGUUUUAUGUAAAUUAGGCUCCAAGAUCUUCCCACUUAAAGGAGCCAUUACAAAGAUAACAUGUAUAGCUAUUGAUGAGAAUGGGUACGAGACAGCUCCUUUCUCCACACUGACUGAUGGAUGCGAUGAAAACGGCUACUUCUUUGCAACAUUAUCAGGGCUUAAAGAUAAUUGGAAGCUAAAGGAAUGCAAGGCAUUCCAAUAUUAUUCUCCACUGGAAACUUGUAAAGUUCCUAUUGACGCUAAUCACGGUUUAAGUGGUGAUCUCCUAUCUUCUUACCGCAUCCUCAACGACAAGCAUACCAAGUUAUAUUCUCUGGGAUCUUUCUUCUACACCUCAGAAUCCCAGUCAGCCCCUGGUGGUGGUGGUGGUUAUUAGAGAACGAACAUGCAUAUUUGCCUAUAUAUGUUGUUUAAUUUGAUUUCUUUUUUUUCUUCUUUUCAAAUUAAUUUAUUAUUUUGAGCUUUGGGAAAGUUGUGGGAUUGAGUACUAUAUGUUGUUUAUCACGUACGUACUGAUCAUUAAUUUCAUUAUAAUAACUUUUGUUCAA